Molecule: messenger RNA, 4566 nt
Organism: Sorex araneus (European shrew)
Lineage: Eukaryota; Metazoa; Chordata; Mammalia; Eulipotyphla; Soricidae
Gene: HAPLN1
Product: hyaluronan and proteoglycan link protein 1
Exons: 5
Coding region: 235-1299 (354 amino acids)
Biological process (GO): cell adhesion
Molecular function (GO): hyaluronic acid binding
Source: RefSeq, a predicted model, not a curated record
UGCAUCAAGCAGAGGAGAGAAAGGACUAGUUUCUGCUGCUAAAGAUCACUAAAAAAUUUACUUUUGUUUUUAUCAUGACUUAAAAUAAUCUGAUACCUCAGUUACUCAUCGGUUAUGAAAUCUUCACUGUAUUUGGUAAAAGAUUAGAAUUGAUAUAUAUUUACAAUCUUUCUACACCAUCUCUGAAUCUGAUCACCGUUUAAGUUUAUUGAAGAAGAUCCUUUGGCUACAAAGAUGAAGAGUUUACUUCUUCUGGUGCUGAUUUCUAUCUGCUGUGCUGAUCACCUUUCAGAAAACUAUACUCUAGAUCAUGACAGAGUGAUUCACAUCCAAGCAGAAAAUGGUCCUCGUCUACUGGUGGAAGCAGAACAAGCCAAGGUGUUCUCACAUAGAGGUGGCAAUGUCACACUGCCAUGUAAAUUUUAUCGAGAUCCCACAGCAUUUGGCUCAGGAACCCACAAAAUCCGAAUUAAGUGGACCAAGCUGACUUCAGAUUACCUCAAAGAAGUGGAUGUUUUUGUUUCCAUGGGUUAUCACAAGAAAACCUAUGGCUCUUACCAGGGUAGAGUGUUUCUAAAGCGAGGCAGUGAUAAUGAUGCUUCUCUGGUGAUCACAGACCUCUCACUAGAGGAUUAUGGGAGAUAUAAGUGUGAGGUGAUUGAAGGAUUAGAAGAUGAUACAGCUGUGGUAGCAUUAGAUUUACAAGGUGUGGUUUUCCCUUAUUUUCCACGACUGGGCCGCUAUAAUCUCAAUUUCCACGAGGCCCAGCAGGCCUGUUUGGACCAGGAUUCAGUGAUCGCUUCUUUUGACCAGCUGUACGAUGCCUGGAGGGGCGGGCUGGACUGGUGCAAUGCUGGCUGGCUUAGUGACGGCUCUGUGCAGUACCCCAUCACAAAACCCAGAGAGCCCUGCGGAGGCCAGAACACGGUGCCCGGCGUGAGGAACUACGGGUUUUGGGAUAAGGAUAAGAGUAGAUAUGAUGUUUUCUGCUUUACAUCCAACUUCAAUGGCCGGUUUUACUACCUGAUUCACCCCACCAAGCUGACGUAUGAUGAAGCCGUGCAGGCCUGUCUCAAUGACGGUGCUCAGAUCGCCAAAGUGGGCCAGAUCUUCGUUGCCUGGAAACUCCUGGGCUAUGACCGCUGUGAUGCGGGCUGGUUGGCCGACGGCAGUGUCCGCUACCCUAUCUCCAGACCUAGAAGGCGCUGCAGUCCCACCGAGGCUGCAGUGCGCUUCGUGGGUUUCCCAGAUAAGAAGCAUAAGCUGUACGGCGUCUAUUGCUUCAGAGCAUACAACUGAGCAUGCCCCUAGAGCAUCUCAGCUUUAAAGUCAUUAAGAACAUGUGAAAGGUUUUUGUGUUGUUGUUGUGUUUUUUUUUUCAAUAUGAACUCAUGCAAGUUACCAAAACUGUGAUAACCCUUUUUUUACUUACUGUAUAGAGUCAUUUUCAUAAAGACCAAUUCAUUAAUUUGUUUUUGUAAAGCUAUCAUUCAUAUAUAUUAUAAAUUAAUAUAAUUUUUAAGGAAGCGCUCCAUAGGGAGGCUUUAGGGCCAAACUGUUUGGGCUCCGUCAUUCCAGCCAAGAAUCCUUUCAUGAACGGGGCAUGCAAUAGCUUGGGGAUGCCAGGAUUAAAAUAAGGGAAGUAAAGCUACUCAGAACAGCAGCUUCCACAAGCACAAAUUUUACACCUUUGUACAAUUUUGAAAUGCAGUACAAGAGACAGAUUAGAGCAGCAGAUUUGAAUACAGGCUUCUUUACAUAAACCAGGAUUCAGAGAGGUUACACAAAACUGUUUCACCGGACAAUAAUCUACUUUUUUUUCUAAAAGUUAACACUUCAAACCUCCAAUAAAAUAUUUUAUUUUUAAAAUCCUGCCUUUUGACCAAAAAGGAAAAAAACUUCAUAUCAACUCAAAUGCAGAGUAACAAGCACAGAUUAAAACUCUUUAACAACCCCAUUUGUAUGAAGUAUGAUACUUAAGCAAAUAAUAUUUAAUCAGAGAUUCUUACCUUCUUCUAAUUAAAAUUACACAAGCCUGAGAAGAAUUGUCUUAUCUUUUGAGUAGCUUUACUGAGUUAUAUUUAAAUUCUAUGGGCCAUUUGCUAAGCAGCAUUUAGCAUCUACUCAGGGCAGUUAUAUAGAUAAACUGCUGAACAGAAAAAUUUAGCAGCUUGAUUUUAUGUUAGCCUAUGAAAUGUUAUUGUCCUAUAAAAUAACUUUAAACUAUUUAAUAUUUCCUUAUUUACAUUACUUAAAUUUUUUUAAUCAUAAAAGGAAUGAAUAGCGACAUAUGUGCUUGACUGAGAAAUAGAGCACAACCUUCAAAAUCCUUAUUAUUCCAAUUUGCAUAGAUACCAGAAAGCUCAGCUGGUGCCUCGGUUUUGGGGGAAUUGUCCACAAAAUAGUUCUAAACCCCCUUCCAUAAAGAAAUAUGGUCAUGUUCCACUUUCCUUGGUGGUCAUUUUUAGGAUUAAAUUAAAUGCUGAAGCAGUUUUCAAUGAGUUUACACUAAAGUCUUCAGGGUUUUAAAUAAAAGGAUAAGGCCAGCUUUAGAAAAACAACUUUCCACCAUAGAGGCUGUAAUAUUAAAUAAAGCUCUGUUUUCCUAUUUUUUAUGACUCUUGAGACCCCACAGGGACCAAUAUUUGUAUUCAAAUUACAAUUCAUGUUUCCUAUUGUUUCGCAAUGAGUUCUAAUAAAUGGGAUUUAGUAUAAUUAUCCAAGUAUGACAUAGCUGGUGUGCUUUCAUGAAUGUUUUUAUGUAGAUUUUUCUCCCAUGAACAUGAGUAAAUAAAUCUGUUUCCUGGAUUGAUUGUGGUUGCAUUUAAGAAUCUGUAAUAAUUCCAAUAAAUUUAUUCCAUAAAUGUAGAGUUAUGUGUGUGGAAGGUAUAGAACAAUUGGAAGUUCAUCAAAUAUAACUAUACUUAUAUGUUAUCUGAUAGAUGUUGUAAAUAAAGGUAGAUAUUUCUUCUGUCAAAAGCAUAUCUGAAAUUUUCAGAUGCUUUAACAUUAAAAAGCUGACCAAUAUAUGCAUGCACACUUUUAUAUUAGGUUGGCUAUGCAAAUUGUAUGAAAAUAUAAACCCAAAGAGAUUGUGAGGGUUAAUUCAAACACUACUGUCAUAGAUCAAUCUCCAACUUGUAAACUGAAAAACCUGUCUUGUUUAGCAUAAGAUGAAUAUAUUAUUUAAAAGGGACUAUCUCCAAAAUAACAACUCUGUAGCACCUCAAAUAUGGGGUUGGUUCAUUGGAGGAAGCCCAAACUUGAAUGAUUAUUACAUACAUUAAUUUUAUUAGAAAUAAAGUGGGAACAAAUUUUUAUUAAAGCAGAUAUGUAGUUUUAUGUAUUGCCACAGAACUCUGCCUUUAUCAUGUUAAGCAUAGUAAAAUUGCUUAACUUUUCAAUACUUAACUAAAAUAGGAACUGGUGCUGACCAAAAAUCUCUGGAGUGACUGUUAGCUGAUUAAAAUCUAUGCUGUUCACACAUCAUUUCCCCAUGCUUAUAAAAACAUUCUUAAUCAAGUGAGUACUGCUGGGAAGAAUUUUUAUCUUCUUAUUUUCUCAAAAUGACAAGAAUCCACUAUAUGGAUUCCUACAUGAAUAAGUUUUUUUUUUAAGAUAUUCUCAUUUUGCCUUUUUUCCAAAAAAAAAUAUGUAUUUUCCUACUUCAUUCCCUAAAAUACCUAAAAGUAUAUAAAAAAGAAAUAUAAAUCAAACACAUUCCUAAUAAAAGCCAGUAAGACGCAGACUAAUUCAAAAAUUGCUCCUCACACUUGGAUUCUAAGACAAUUCGAAGGAUGUGAUAAGAGACUAGAUUAGAAAAUAUUCCUUUAUUUUGUUCAUCUUUAACUUUUAUGGCCCAUACAAGGAACAAAGUAUACUUGUAAAUUUCAUUGAGACACUCACAUUUGAAACCUUGAAUAAAAAGAUGAUGCUUUUAACAAAACAGCAUAAAAAUGAAAACAAGUUACUCACAUCAACACUGGAAGCCAUCUUUUAAUGACUGCUGGCAUAUUGUACCACAAUAAUUUUUAGUCAUUUAUGGUGUUUGUAAAUUUAAACUUUCUCUCAUAGGAAGAGGGCCGGUACCUGAAAAAAAUAUUUUAUGCAAUAAUAUAGUCACUUAUUAUUUUGCCAAUUAGAAGUAGACUCAAAAGGAAAUUCCAACUUGGUUGCUGGCAGCCAUACUGAAUUUCUUGAUUUCAGUGUUCCAAUGAAUAUGGCGGUCUCAAGGAGUCGCUAACUGAUAAGGAGGUGAUGACUAACAGAAAAUUUUUCAUCACAGAAUACAUGAAAAAUGCUGAAUGGAUAACUGACCGUUUUGUUGAAUAGUAUCAUAGCUCACUACUGCCAGAGCAGCAAUGGUGUACAGCAAAAUAAAUGAAAACUAGAAAAGUCAUUAACCCACUUGAUUAAAGAAAAAUUGGUAUUGAAAGGCAUUUAAUACUUACUGAGUACAAAUAUGAGGAGAAAAACCAAUCUGUAUUACAAAAAUUUGUUUUCAUUUUCUGUAAGAUAAAAUGAACUGGUAAACAAAACAUUAAAAGUCAAUUUUGUGUUACUGCA